Messenger RNA from Daphnia magna, 765 nucleotides. RefSeq lists its product as uncharacterized. Lineage: Eukaryota; Metazoa; Arthropoda; Branchiopoda; Diplostraca; Daphniidae. The transcript has 2 exons. The record is from RefSeq and is a predicted model, not a curated record. The coding region runs from base 145 to 417 and encodes 90 amino acids.
UUUUGAAGGCCAUCACGUUCAUUGACUUUCACUGAUGUUGCCAUCCUUUAUAAACAGAAAUCAUCGACGUACCUCAACUCACAAUUGAUCGACAGGUCCAAAGCGAACCUUCUCCGUUCCCAGCGUAAAACGUCUUAAACAAAAAUGAAAUCACUUCUCAUUGCAACUUGCGUCACUCUGUUCCUCAUCGGAACAUGCGUGGCGAUGGACGCCGAUGCGUCGGCGGACAAGCAGACCGAUGUUUUAAUUCCGAUAGAGAAAGAUCUAUUAGCCAUGGAGGAAGAGGAUCAAACUCCUGUCGAGACCAAACAUUGGUGGCAUGGACACAAAUACGAUUGGGACAGGAAAAAACACGGAGAACAUGGAGGUGGACACUGGGAAGGCAAACACGGAGCCUGGUGGUGGAAAUGGCAUUAAACUACUUGCCACGACAUCAAAUUUCAUUUUAAUGCUGUACAUGACUUUGUUUCGCGAGUGUGUGUAUAAGAUCCGCUCUUAAACUGAUUGUUGUUCCAGCCGUCGUUUUCAUCUUCGAAACGUAUAUUAGGUCUACAUCGAAACUUUGUUUCGGUUCCAGUGUUUUUUAAAAAUAUACUAUCUACAUUUUGACAAUCAAAUGCUUUAAAGGCGAAUUAGGGCAAGAUAAAUUAGGUCCUGGUUUGAUUUGUAUCUAUAAGGCUUUAGUCCAGUGCUGCGUGAAACUAAUGCAACUAUAUACAAUUUGACCGACACUGUAAUCGAGUUUAAUACACUAAAUUAUUGCGA